AUGCGACGAGACGGUCAGUAUGGUACCAACAAAACCAUUCGAUACUGUAAAGAAUGCUCCAGAGAGUCAUCAAAUAAUUCUUCUUCUGGUGAAGUUUCUAUGAACAAAAGAAAUCGUUGGCAAUUGACCGAACUAUUGAAAAAAUAUAGUCAAUCACCAGAUAAUACCAAGAAAAUAGUUUUACGACGUAAAUAUACUUUCCAGCAGUACAACGGCUAUACAUGGUCACCACGAAGGAAGAUGACCCCACCAAGACAUACUACUUUCGCUGAUAAGCCCGAUUUCAUCUAUCAACCUUAUGUAAAAUUUCUUAAAGUCAAUCACGAUGUUUUCAAUUUUGCUCUCUUCAAUGUAUCACAAUUCUUGAGCGACGUAAAUAACCUUGACCAACUACUUGAUAUUCGUUCACGUGACAUCACUGUGACGCUAAUAUAUUUUUUAGAUGGUUCGCAACAUUCUUUCUCGUUUGAUUGGCUUAAUGCUAGACGACAUGCUAAUGGUGGUUACGUAGCCGAUUAUUGUAUGCUCUGUACAGGAGAUUAUUGUCCUUUCGGACCCAAAAUUCGUGGACAAUCGGCAUCAGACUCGAGAUUGAAAGAAGUCUUAAUUUUGACUAAACCAAACCAACAGCGAGGGCAAUGUGGUUGCUGCUCUAGGCGAAAUUGGGUUCCGUCAUCUUUCUUCCACGAGAAAUCGUAUUAA
Rotaria socialis is the source of this 702-nucleotide messenger RNA. The record is from the annotation of a GenBank genome assembly. Lineage: Eukaryota; Metazoa; Rotifera; Eurotatoria; Philodinida; Philodinidae.